UAUCCUAUCAGCGGGUGCUCAGAGGGAAUAACAAGAGACCUUUAUACCACACACACACACACACACACACUCUCUCUCACACACACACAGUCUUGUAUGUGCUCUUGCGCAUCGCAGAUCUUAGAAAGUGCUCGUGUUCAACUAUAGUGAAAGUUAACAUGUAUAUGCACGCUUUGAUACGCGCGAGCCUUGGAUUUGUAGGUUUCUGCUUGGUCGCCUUUGUCCAGCAGUCAGCUUCAGGAAGUAAAACCUCUCAAGAUGUGGACGAGUGUGCCGAAGCACUUGACAACUGCAGCAUCGAUGCCAUCUGCCAGAACACCCUGAAGUCAUACAAAUGCAUCUGCAAGUCAGGCUAUAAAGGGGAUGGCAAACAUUGCGAAGAUGUCGACGAGUGUGCAACUGAAUACAACGGUGGCUGCGUGCAUGAGUGCAUCAACAUCCCGGGAAAUUACAGGUGCACAUGCUAUGAUGGCUUCCGCUUGGCACAUGAUGGGCACAAUUGUCUAGAUGUGGAUGAGUGCUCCGAAGGCAACGGCGGAUGCCAACAGAUUUGUGUCAACAUGAUGGGCAGCUACGAGUGCCGCUGCAGAGAAGGAUUCCUCCUGAGUGACAACCAGCAUACCUGUAUCCAACGGCCUAAAGUGCAACCAGAAGGCGCAAAGGAGGGACCCACCUGCAUGGACAAGAAUCAUGGCUGUGCACACAUCUGCAGGGAAACACAGAAGGGUGGCAUCUCCUGUGAGUGUCGGCCUGGAUUCCAGCUCACCCGUAACAUGAAGGACUGCAAAUUGACGUGUAACUAUGGUAAUGGCGGCUGCCAGCACAUCUGCGAGGAGACAGACCACGGCCCCAAGUGUUCGUGCCACAUGAAGUUCGUCCUGCACAGCGAUGGAAAGACUUGUGUAGGGGAGAGGAGUGUCCCGUCGCAGGCAGUCCCACAGCUGUUCCCCAAUGAGACCUGUGCAGUGAACAAUGGCGGCUGUGAUAGCACAUGUCAUGAUUCAGUGACAGGAGUCCGCUGCAGCUGUCCCGUUGGCUUCACUCUGCAGCCGGACCGCAAGACCUGCAAAGAUAUUGACGAGUGCCGUCUUAACAAUGGGGGAUGUGAUCAUGUGUGUCGAAACACAGUGGGCAGCUUUGAGUGCAGCUGCAAGAAAGGCUACAAGCUGCUGACCAAUGAGAGAACUUGUCAAGAUAUUGACGAGUGCUCUUUUGACCGCGCCUGUGACCACUUUUGUGUCAACUCUGCUGGCAGUUUCCAGUGCCUCUGUCAUAAAGGCUACGUCCUCUACGGCCUUGCACACUGUGGAGAUAUUGAUGAAUGCAGUAUAAAUCGUGGAGGUUGUAAAUAUGGCUGCAUCAACACUCUGGGGAGCUACGAGUGUACCUGUCCAGCAGGGUACAAGCUGCACUGGAACAGGAAAGACUGUGUUGAGCUGGUGAAAUGCCCUCCUGGACUUGUAGCGCCAAAGGCCACGCUGACGUGCAGCAAGACGGGCAAGAAAGAGAGCUGCUCUCUUACCUGUGCCUCUAAGGCUCACUAUCUGGCAGAGUCUGACAGCAGCUACUCAGUCAGCUGUGGCAUCCCCAUCCUUAGAGGGAAGUCCCCCGCCAGGCUCAACUCCAGCAGCAGUCAGAGCUGCAUAGAGACUUUGGCCCCACCAGUGAAGCAGACGGCUUCUUUCAAGAUUAAAAACGCCAAAUGUCACCUGCACCCGAAGCUGACCGGCAGGACGGAGGACAGAGGACGGACACUUGGACCAGGAGGCGGGCAGCCCUGCAGCAACUGCCUGGUGACAUUCGUCAACCUCAAAUGUGACUCGUCUAAGAAAGCUAAAGGGCGACGUGCUCGCAACCCCGCCAACAAAGAGGUAACACGCAUCACUUUGGAGCUGGAAGCUGAGGUCAAACCUGGAGACACGACAGGGAGUUGCAACCUGAGCUGCCUCAGGCAGCGCAUGGAGAAGCAGGUUAAGACGUAUAUCAAGGCUCUGAAGAAGUCCAUCAACCAGGAGCGCUUCCUGAUCCGAGUGGCUGGUUUGGAAUACGAGGUUGCCCAAAAACUUCCCCAGGCUGCUCCCAUUCAGGAGAACUGUGGCCCGGGCUGGGAGAGGGACAGCGGACGAUGUGUCAGAUGCUUGCCGGGGUCUUACUAUCACGGUGAGCAGGAGCGCUGUGUCCAGUGUCCGCCCGGCACUUUCCAGGAGAAGGAGGGGCAGCUGGCCUGCGACCUCUGCCCCGGCAGCGACGGCCACGGACCUGUCGGGGCCCGGAACAUCUCCUCCUGUGCAGGCCAGUGUCCAACGGGGUACUUCUCCAGCGAUGGGUUCAAACCUUGUCAGCCUUGCCCUCAGGGUGCCUACCAGCCAGAUCUGGGACGGACCCUGUGCUUCCCCUGUGGUGGAGGACUGAGCACCAAGCGGGAGGGUGCCAGCUCCUUCCAUGACUGUGAAGUCAAAGUUCAGUGCUCUCCAGGUCAUUACUACAACACCACAGUACACCGGUGUAUCCGCUGCCCUGUGGGGACGUAUCAGACAGAGUUUCGACAGAACUACUGUAUUUCCUGCCCUGGGAACACCACCACUGAUUUUGACGGUGCCACGAGUGUCUCACAGUGCAAGAACAGGCAAUGCGGUGGUGAGAUGGGCGAAUUCAUGGGUUACAUUGAGUCACCUAACUAUCCCGGUAAUUACCCUGCUAAUGUGGAGUGUAUUUGGAACAUCAACCCGCCCAGCAAGCGUAAGAUCCUAAUCGUGGUGCCAGAGAUUUUCCUGCCCUCAGAGGAUGAGUGUGGAGAUGUGCUGGUUAUGAGGAAGAACUGGUCAGCCACAUCCAUCACCACCUAUGAGACGUGUCAGACGUACGAGCGGCCGAUCGCCUUCACAGCUCGCUCCAGACGCCUCUGGAUUAACUUCAAGUCCAAUGAGGCCAACAGCGCCCGGGGCUUUCAGAUCCCCUAUGUUACUUAUGAUGAGGACUACGAACAGCUCGUAGAGGACAUAGUGCGGGACGGACGACUCUAUGCCUCAGAAAACCAUCAAGAAAUCCUCAAGGAUAAAAAACUGAUUAAGACUCUUUUUGAUGUGCUGGCUCACCCAAACAACUACUUUAAGUACACCACUCGGGAGUCCAACGAGAUGCUUCCUCGCUCCUUCAUACGCCUCAUAAGCAGCAAAGUGUCGGCUUUCCUGCGACCAUACAAGUAAAAAAAAGUCGCUCAGCUGCUGAGGCGCCGGAUCAUGACCCCCCUCCCCCUCUCCCUCCCUGACAUCCCCCUCCACCUUACAGGCCACAUCCCGCAACUCCCACAGGACUUAAAACAUACUCGUAUGUUUACCUUCUCUUAUUUUCCAUAGGCUUCGACAAUAAACACUAUGCAGACCUGAGAAAUACUGAAAAUCAUUUGUGUUUUAGCUUUUUUGUCAGCGUCCGUUCAGCACAGGUCUGCAAUCCCGAGCUCAAGCGUUUAGUGGGGAUGUAGAGUAUGUGAGUGGGUUUGGUUUCUAUUGUGUUGUGCAAUGAAACCACAAAAAGAAAAACAAACAAAAAAAAAAAACAAUAGAAACACCCAUUUCAGACAGUAGGAGUGACGUUUUGUGUGCACGGUCUGAGCUUGAUAGAGCUUGUAUUUGCUUCAGUGAGUGGUCUGAGCUCCAGCUCCUACCAUUAAGUAUGACUGUCGGUGUUGUGUAAGUGUUGUGUAACCCCGGUUCCAUCUUCAGUGUCUGUGUGCUGUCCUCGAGGAGGAGCGGCUGUUCAGUUCACGUCGCAGCUGCGUUCCACGUCAUUCAAAGCCUUACUAUAUUUGAGCUCUUAGAGCAGUUUCCAAGGGUCUUACUGUUAAAACAGUUAAUCUGUGUUUUGUUCCGUCUGUCGAGACUCUACCGACGUUUUCCAGCCUUCAGAUCAUUUCUGUUGUUUUUUUUUUUUUUUUUUAAUUCUAAGCCAACUUAAAAUCAAAUACAACAAAGGUGGUUUAUCGAUCCAGGAACAUAGUGGACAUUCGGGAGAUGAAUAACAAACUAAUUGUGAGAGCCACAGAAAUGAGAUAAUGUGAUGUCUAGUGGAACAUGUCUCUGAGAGAGAGAUAGAGAGAAAUGUCUUUGAGGGACAUUAUGUUUGCUGCUUCUUUUAAAAAGGUCACUUUAAUUCUUCAAUCUCAUAUUGUCUUUCUGAUGUACUCUACACACUAAUAGUGUGUAGGUUUGAAACAAAAAGUAAGCUCCACACCUGAAAUACUUUAGUUCUUACUCACAGUAAGCUGAAUCUCACAUCGCCUGUCUGUCCGUGGACGACCAGUUUUAUUUCAAUCUUGUAAAUAAUGAAAAUAAAUUAGACGAGGGUUGAAUUCUUUGAUCCUAAAUUUCUAACGCAGGAACCCCCCCCACCUUCCCAACACUUAAUGUCUCACCCGUCUCAAAUCCAAAGACACGGUACCCCCCUCAAACACCCCACUCGCAUUGUAUUCUGUCCCAAUGAAGACAGCUCUUCCAAAGACCGCCCAGAAAGAGGGCGGGUCACUUUGUUUUGUGCACUAAAUCCAGAACACGCCGUCCGACCUUCGUAGUGCAAAGUGCAAUGAAUGAAAAUACCACACCUUAAAUCUUAGUUACACCCCAAACAAAGCUUGUGAAAUGUGUUUUAGGCUGCAGUCUUGCUGAGACUCAUUGUGUUAAAUAUUUAUCAAACACUACGGGCACAAGAUGCUUCUCUUAUUCAGAGAAAUACUCAAAAAUAUGGAAUAAAACCAGAGGAUUCGGUGUGUAGAAGAUAGUCUUUGUGAUUCCAAAACAGGGUAAAAUAAGUAAGAAUCUAAUGCUUCGUAUUGAAUCUGCCAGAAUAGUUAAAGGAGUAGUUCAACAUUUUUAGGAAAUGUGCUUAUUCGCUUUCUUGUCAAAGAAUCAGACAACCUUGAAAACGCUAAAUGCUACAGCCAUGUGACAGUUAGCUUAGCACAAAGACUGGAAACAGCUAGCCAGGCUCUUUGAAGGUAACAGAAUCCGCAUAGUUGAACCUUUAAAGCUCACUAAUUAACACGUUGCAUCUCAUUUGCUAAAUCUGCGUAAAAACCCAAAUGUAAGUCAUGUUGCCGUUUCAGAGGAGGAUGUGUUGCACUAUUUCUCGGCCAGGUGCCGUGACUUAAUGCAGGACGCUCUGCAAGAAAGCAAAUAAUUAUUUCCCAAAGUUUGGGGACUAUUCCUUUAAAGUCAUUAAGUCUUUGCAGUCAGAUUGGUCCAAUUCUAAUCUCAACUCCUUCACCUGCAUAUUCAACCCUCAGAAUAAAUCGAGUCGACGCCUGCUUUUCUAAUGAAUAUUUCGGGGGCUGUAUUUUGCCCACACUCAUGUAAAUAAAGAUAAGUGAGAUGGUGCAUUUCGUAUCACGGUAUUUUAAGCACCCGAACUUUAGGAUGACACAAAAGGGAUUUCAACGGCGUCGUAAAACUUGAGGGCGAUUGCUGGGCCAAGCCGUGGUAAACUCCACGGUAUCUCCACGUGAGCCAGCAGGCGGCGCUUGCUCACCCGUGUGCGAUCAUUCCCCAAAACUCCCCCCUCAGACCAGAAUCAGCUUCUUUCCUGCAACCUGAUUUUUUUUUUUUUUUUUAAUUGUUGCCUUUUAAACGAGAGUUUGCUAUGAUGUAUCAUAGAGUUGAUAAUGAUAUUUGCACUUGAAUUGUAAUUGCUCAUGUAAAGAAAUGUCUGGAUUUUUGUAUUGUCUUUUUAAAUGAAUGGAAUUGGUGUUCUUAUUUUCUUGUAGCUUGUUUGUUCAUGAAAUGCUCACUCACCGUUUAGUCUAUAUAGAUGAUACACAUAACAUUAUCAACUGUAAAAAAAAAAAAAAGAAAAAAGAAAAAAAAACUAUGUACAGAGGUGAAUGAAACAAGUUUGUACUUGU
This is a messenger RNA of Chelmon rostratus (copperband butterflyfish), 5893 nucleotides long. RefSeq names its product signal peptide, CUB domain, EGF-like 3 (gene scube3). The record is from RefSeq and is a predicted model, not a curated record. Gene Ontology annotation, molecular function: calcium ion binding. The transcript is spliced from 23 exons. Gene Ontology annotation, biological process: signal transduction. Gene Ontology annotation, cellular component: cell surface. Bases 159 to 3206 code for a protein of 1015 amino acids. NCBI's taxonomy places the organism in Eukaryota, Metazoa, Chordata, Actinopteri, Chaetodontiformes, Chaetodontidae.